This is a messenger RNA of Phaethon lepturus (White-tailed tropicbird), 3033 nucleotides long. It is a transcript of the gene ZC3H7B, whose product is annotated as zinc finger CCCH-type containing 7B. Gene Ontology annotation, biological process: miRNA processing. The transcript has 22 exons. Gene Ontology annotation, molecular function: metal ion binding; protein binding; miRNA binding. The record is from RefSeq and is a predicted model, not a curated record. The coding region runs from base 1 to 3033 and encodes 1010 amino acids. Lineage: Eukaryota; Metazoa; Chordata; Aves; Phaethontiformes; Phaethontidae.
AUGGAGAGACAGAAGAGAAAACAAGAAAUAGAGAAAGGACUUCAGUUCAUUCAGUCCACAUUACCCCUAAGCCAAGAAGAUUAUGAGGCCUUUUUGCAGAAGCUGGUGAGAAACCUGUUUGCAGAGGGCAAUGACUUGUUUCGAGAGAAGGAUUUCAAGCUUUCGCUGGUACAGUAUGUAGAAGGGCUGAAUGUGGCUGAUUAUGCAGCCUCUGACGAGGUGACCAUCCCAAAGGAACUCCUGUGCAAGCUGCAUGUCAACCGAGCUGCCUGCUACUUUGCCAUGGGGUUGUAUGAGAAGGCACUGGAAGACAGCGAGAAGGCUUUAAGUCUUGACAAGGAGAACAUCCGAGCACUAUUCCGGAAAGCCCGUUCCUUAAAUGAGCUUGGAAGACACAAAGAAGCAUAUGAGUGCAAUAGCCGAUGCUUGCUGUCCCUCCCACAUGAUGAAAGUGUCACGCAGCUGGGACAGGAGCUUGCCCAGAAGCUGGGACUGAGGGUUCGAAAAGCAUACAAAAGACCUCAGGAAUUGGAAACAUUCUCACUACUCAGUAAUGGCACAUCAAUCAGUUUGUCAAACCAGACCGCUUCCAAUGGCUUGGGUUCGAUAGAUGACAUCGAAACAGACUGCUCUAUGGACCUGCAGUGCCUCCCAGCUCCUGUGGCCACCUCCAUCCCUGUGAACGAGGGGCUGGCUCCUUUGCCCUCUGAUUCAGAUGCAAAGGGCUUGCCUACCUCGCUCCCUGCUGCUAGCUUGCUCCCAUCUCCAGACUGUGUGUCCCUGCCAGUGCCUGACGGUGUGGAGGACUUCACAGAUGGAGACAUCAUUGGGGAAGAACUGGAUUCCCUCCUGGACUCCCUCGCUGAAGGGUCACCAUAUCCUCUAUCUCUGGUCCAGGGCACCAUUCCUACCAACCUGCCAACAGAGAUGCCCCAGCUGAUCCCUGUGUUUCCGGGGGGAACUCCGCUGCUGCCCCCAGUUGUGACAGCCAGCAUCCCUGUCUCCACCCCGCUGCCACCUGCCUCCUUUGGCCUGGUGAUGGAUCCCACCAAGCAGCUCUCCUCCUCCUCCUCUGUCCUGGAUGCCUUUGAGGCCCCGCCAGGAGGAAGUGGCAGCUCCCCCUUAGAUUCGCUGGAUUCCCUGGAUCUGCUCCCCUACACAGACUCACGGCUUGAUGCCCUGGACUCUUUUGGGACAAGCAGAGGGUCGCUGGAUGCCUUGGAUUCCUUUGCCAUUGAAACUAGCCCUCAGGAACUGCGACACCCACCUGGCAACCAAAAACCAUCCCCCGUGGUCAGCCUUAGUGGAGUGAGUCACCCAGCUGUGCCCAGGGUCACUGAGCACCUGCUGUCACAGCCGGAACCAGUAAUGCCCAACACAGCCCUGCUGGUGAAGAACCCCCUGGCAUCUACUCAUGUCUUCAAACAAGCCUGUCAUAUCUGCUACCCCAAAACAGGACCCAAGGCUGGUGAUUAUACCUAUCGGGAAGGCUUGGAGCACAAGUGCAAGCGGGACAUUCUGCUGGGCAGGCUGAAGAACUCAGAAGACAAGACCUGGAAGAGGAUCCGUCCUCGCCCAACCAAAACCAACUUUGUAGGCUCCUAUUACCUGUGCAAAGAUAUGCUUAACAAGCAGGACUGUAAGUACGGGGAUAACUGCACCUUCGCGUACCACCAGGAAGAGAUCGACGUGUGGACGGAGGAGAGGAAGGGGACCCUCAACCGUGACCUCCUCUUUGACCCACUAGGUGGGAUCAAGCAGAGCAGCCUCACCAUUGCCAAGCUCCUCAAGGAACAUCAGGGCAUCUUCACCUUCCUCUGUGAGAUUUGCUUUGACAGCAAACCCCGGAUUAUCAGCAAAGGGACUAAGGACACACCAUCUGUCUGCUCCAACCUUUCUGCCAAACACAGUUUCCAUGACAACAAGUGUCUCGUCCACAUUGUGCGUUCCACCUCCCUGAAAUACUCCAAGAUCCGCCAGUUCCAGGAGCACUUCCAGUUCGAUGUGUGCCGACAUGAGGUGCGUUAUGGCUGCCUGCGUGAGGACAGCUGCCACUUCGCUCAUAGUUUCAUCGAGCUUAAGGUCUGGCUGCUGCAGCAAUAUUCAGGAAUGACCCACGAAGAUAUCGUGCAGGAAUCUAAGAAGUACUGGCAGCAGAUGGAGGCACAUGCCAGCAAACCAGCCAACAGCAUGGCUUCUCCCCGUGCUCCCACGUCAAGCACCUUUGACCUCCAGAUGAAAUUUGUAUGUGGCCAGUGCUGGAGGAACGGGCAGCUGGUGGAGCCAGAUAAAGACCUCAAGUACUGUAGUGCCAAAGCCCGCCACUGUUGGACGAAGGAACGUCGCGUCCUGCUGGUGAUGUCCAAAGCAAAGAAGAAGUGGGUGUCUGUCCGACCACUGCCUUCCAUCCGCAACUUCCCACAGCAAUAUGAUUUGUGUAUCCAUGCACAAAAUGGCAGGAAAUGCCAGUAUGUGGGCAACUGCUCCUUUGCCCACAGCCCUGAGGAGAGAGACAUGUGGACCUUCAUGAAGGAAAAUAAAAUACUAGAUAUGCAGCAGACCUAUGACAUGUGGCUAAAGAAACACAAUCCUGGGAAGCCUGGAGAGGGGACACCGCUCACCUCGCGAGAAGGAGAGAAACAGAUCCAGAUGCCCACUGACUACGCUGACAUCAUGAUGGGCUACCACUGCUGGCUCUGUGGGAAGAACAGCAACAGCAAGAAGCAAUGGCAGCAGCACAUCCAGUCAGAGAAGCACAAGGAGAAGGUCUUCACCUCAGAUAGUGACUCCAGCUGCUGGAGCUACCGCUUCCCCAUGGGCGAGUUCCAGCUCUGCGAAAGGUUCCAGAAGAGCAAGGUUUGCCCCGAAGGAGAGGAGUGUCGCUAUGCCCACGGCCAAGAUGAGCUGACGGAGUGGCUAGACCGGAGGGAGGUGCUGAAACAGAAACUGGCCAAAGCCCGCAAGGACAUGCUGCUCUGCCCCAGGGAUGACGACUUUGGGAAAUACAACUUCCUAUUGCGGGAUGGUGUAUAG